Lepus europaeus (European hare) is the source of this 3363-nucleotide messenger RNA. It is a transcript of the gene DBT, whose product is annotated as dihydrolipoamide branched chain transacylase E2. The transcript has 11 exons. Gene Ontology annotation, cellular component: cytoplasm; mitochondrion. Lineage: Eukaryota; Metazoa; Chordata; Mammalia; Lagomorpha; Leporidae. Bases 37 to 1485 code for a protein of 482 amino acids. The record is from RefSeq and is a predicted model, not a curated record. Gene Ontology annotation, molecular function: lipoic acid binding; acetyltransferase activity.
UCUUGCAGUUGCGGCCCGGAGGUCAUUUCCGGGAAGAUGGCAGCAGCGCGUAUGCUGAGGACCUGGAGCAAGAAUGCCAAGCUGCUGAUUUGUGUUCGCUCUUUUCAAACAUGUGGUACUGUUCAUGUUUUGAAGCCAAAAUGUGUGUAUUUCUUAAGUUACCCUUCAUUCAACUACAGUCAUCCACAUCACUUGCUGAAAACGACCGCUGCUCUACAUGGACAGAUUGUUCAGUUCAAACUCUCAGACAUUGGAGAAGGGAUUAGAGAAGUAACAGUUAAAGAAUGGUAUGUAAAAGAAGGAGAUACAGUGUCUCAGUUUGAUAGCAUCUGUGAAGUCCAGAGUGAUAAAGCUUCUGUUACCAUCACUAGUCGUUACGAUGGAGUCAUUAAAAAGCUCUAUUAUAAUCUAGAUGAUAUUGCCUAUGUGGGGAAGCCAUUAGUAGACAUAGAAACAGAAGCUUUAAAAGAUUCAGAAGAAGAUGUUGUCGAAACUCCAGCUGUGUCUCAUGAUGAACACACACACCAAGAAAUAAAGGGUCAAAAAACACUGGCUACUCCUGCAGUUCGCCGUCUUGCAAUGGAAAACAAUAUUAAACUAAGUGAAGUUGUUGGCUCAGGAAAAGAUGGCAGAAUACUUAAAGAAGAUAUUCUCAACUACUUGGAAAAGCAAACGGGAGCUAUAUUGCCUCCUUCACCAAAAGCUGAAGUUAUGCCACCUCCACCAAAACCAAAGGACAAGACUAUUCCCAUGCCAAUAUCAAAACCUCCAGUAUUCAUAGGCAAAGACAAAACAGAACCCAUAAAAGGCUUUCAAAAAGCAAUGGUCAAGACUAUGUCUGCAGCUCUAAAGAUACCUCACUUUGGUUAUUGUGAUGAGGUUGACCUUACUGAACUGGUUAAGCUACGAGAAGAAUUGAAACCCAUUGCUUUGGCUCGUGGAAUUAAGCUUUCCUUUAUGCCCUUCUUCUUAAAGGCAGCUUCCUUGGGAUUGCUACAGUUUCCUAUCCUUAAUGCUUCUGUGGAUGAAGGCUGCCAGAAUAUAACAUAUAAGGCUUCUCAUAAUAUUGGGAUAGCAAUGGAUACUGAGCAGGGAUUGAUUGUCCCCAAUGUCAAAAACGUUCAGAUCUGCUCUGUAUUUGAAAUCGCCGCUGAGCUGAACCGCCUCCAGCAACUGGGCACCGCAGGUCAGCUCAGCACCACAGAUCUUACUGGAGGGACAUUCACUCUUUCCAAUAUUGGAUCCAUUGGUGGUACCUAUGCCAAACCUGUGAUAUUGCCACCUGAAGUAGCCAUUGGGGCCCUUGGAUCAAUUAAGGCCCUUCCUCGAUUUAACCAGAAAGGAGAAGUAUAUCCUGCGCAGAUAAUGAAUGUGAGCUGGUCAGCGGAUCACAGAAUUAUUGAUGGUGCUACAAUGUCACGCUUCUCUAAUUUGUGGAAAUCCUACUUAGAAAACCCAUCUUUUAUGCUACUAGAUUUGAAAUGAAGAUUAAUAAGACAUUCUUGAACUUUUUGAGCUUCCAAAGAAUCUGUAAAGCCUAGUUGUGCCAGCACAUGUUCUCUGUUACAACUUGUUUAUACAUGAUUUGUAUUGUAUGAUUAAAGUUCUAACGCACAAUAUUCUAAGACACUAUUCUGUUGGACUUUUUACUGAAAAUGAAUAAUGAUUUAAUGCUUCUCCUGGGGCUGUCACAUUUUAUAGGUCAGAAUGUGACUUCUUAAUACAGUGCUGAGGUCUUCAUGUCAAUGGAUUGAAACUGUAAGAAAACAAAAUAUUACUAAAAGACAAGUAGCCAUUUACAUGUAAUAUUUGCCCUCUCUUUUUCUUCUCUUUUCUCUCUUCUUUCUUUCUUCCUUCCUUCCUUUCUUUCUUUCUUUCUUUCUUUCUUUCUUUCUUUCUUUCUUUCUUUUUUUCUUCCUUCCUUCCUUUCUUUCUUUCAGUGAUUCUUAAUGAAAUUUUUUAAUUAUACUUGGGAAAAAAUUUGUAUGUAAAAAUAUUUUCCAUUUCCCUACAGUUAUGCUAAUUGCUAUAUAAAGUGCAAUUAUACUUAUCUUUUAAAAUUCCCCUGCAUAUAUUCUUGAUCUCUGUAGAGUUUAUCAUCUAUAAAUGUGUUAUUUAUAAAAAUUAGCGUCUUUGAAAAAGAAAAAAAUGUCACCUGGUCUUAAAAGUGCCCAAUUAUAGUUUUAUAAACAGUAAAGUUGUUAAAAGUAUGUGUUUAAAAUGGUUAUACUUUUAGAAUUUUGGUAAUGCUUUUGUGGUUAUGCUUUACGCUUUCUGUUGGGGGAAAAACUUCACCUUUACAAGCUUGCUUCAUGUAAAGAAGAUUCUUUAAAUGUAGUGAUGCUGACAUUUUAUAACAUACUUUUAAUUUUCUUCAUCUUCAAGUAAAAAUUGGAUAAGAAAUUAAAGUCAAUUCCAUUGUCCAUAUACCUAAGUGGUUCAUGAGUAAGUGGAGAGAGAAGAAUCUAAUUGUUAAUUAUGAACAUAAAAAUAAAUUUAAAAGUUUUAUACAGAAAUGAAAGUUUCAUAAUGAUUAUUUUGUUAUGUUGAAUGUCCACUUUAAUCAGAAAUAGCAUGAAGAUAAGUAUAAUCCAGAAUUUUGAGUUCUAACAUUAGCCGAUUGAAUACUGAUGUCAAAAUUAGUUCCAGUGAAAUUUUGUGACAGAGAAAAGGUUGUUUUAAUGUCUACCUGACUUUUUUCAAAAUGAGAAUCAUUUUUUUUCUUUUUGACAGGCAGAGUGGACAGUGAGAGAGAGUAACAGAGAGAAAGGUCUUCCUUUUGCCGUUGGUCACCCUCCAAUGGCCGCUGCGGCCAGCGCAUCUUGCUGAUCCGAAGCCAGGAGCCAGGUGCUUCUCCUGGUCUCCCAUGUGAGUGCAGGGCCCAAGCACUUGGGCCAUCCUCCACUGCCUUCCCGGGCCAUAGCAGAGAGCUGGCCUGGAAGAGGGGCAACCCGGAUAGAAUCCGGUGCCCCGAUCGGGACUAGAACCUGGUGUGCCGGCGCCGCAAGGUGGAGGAUUAGCCUAUUGAGCCGCGGCGCUGGUGAGAUAAUCAUUUUUAAAUAAUUAAAUAACAAAUAAAUGCUGCUAUUGUUAAAAUUCAGAGAAUAUGGGGAACUGCAAAGAAAAUAAGAUAUCAUCCAUAGUCCUACCAAUACUAACAUUUUGAUGUAUGUAUCUGUAAAUAUAACUAUCCUUUUAAAGUGGGAUCAAGGAUCUCUACUAUUUUAUGAUUUGAUUUUUAAAUUUAAAAUGAGUAAUUUAAAUGUCAAUAAAUGAUUUCACAUUAUUAUAUUUUUAAAUGGCUGUAUCAUAUUCCAUUGUAUGUAUUAUACAUUCAUAUAUUAAAGAUCUACUAUAUAUUGA